CAACCACACGCUUCUUGGGUUUAUUUUGAGUACGCCGCUUCCAGUUGACGGCGCUAGCCUAAUCGAUUUAACGAAUUGAAUUUACACCAAUUUCGCUCUAACUUUAACAAAUACCUAUGUUUGUAAGACCUGCAGUUCAACACUAGUUGUUUGUGCUGGAGAAACUUCUACUGCGAACCAGUGGGACCGAUCUAAUGAGCGCUAAUGUCCCAAGUUCUGGAACCCAGGAAUUCGUGUGAUCACUAAAAUGAUGACAAUACAUUUAAUACUACUGUUUUCAUCGGCGUGGUUAGUUAAAGGUCAGCCGGGAAGAUGUGACCAAACACCACUACAGGCUACGGUACUUGAGCCUACGGAAGAUAAUGGCAUUUACCACUUAUACUUGGAGAUACCAAACACAAAUUCAUCCACGCCUAAAACUUAUACUCCGGACCAAACUUAUGUUUUGACAAUCCAAACAACGGAUCUUGCCCGUCCAUUUCGUUGGUUCAUGAUAACUGCUGAAGACCCUGAUGUGGACAACAAUAUCUUCGAGUUCAGCCACAAGAACAUAGAUGUUGGCAGCCUCAAAACUUUGGACGUGGAUAAGUCGCGAUACAGUGAGAGAUGUUCCAUCUCUGUUGAAAAUGCUGACAACUCUGACAAGACUAGAGUGGCGAUUCACUGGGUGUCUCCAAAACAAAGUUCUAGAAACCAAACAGUGCGCAUCCGUGCUAUGGUGGCCGAAAACAAUGAAGUUUGGCACACUGGCGAUAAUUUAACAGUUAUUCUUUAUAAGAAUACUGAUAAAGCACUGGAUAGUCCACCUUUUCCUGUGCUGAAGUACUGCAACCUUUGUAGUGAAGCGAGGUAUGAGGUGAUAUUCUACGGCAAAUGGUCUCGGGUAGCCCACCCUCGCCACUACCCGAGUAAGCCGGAUGAAAACGGUUACUCGCAUAUGGUGGGGUGUUCUCAUGCAUACAACUUCACGCUGUGGAAACAGGGUAUCAAUGCCAGUGAUGGCUUGAAGGUGUUGGCUGAAGAGGGAGAUAGCAGAGUCAUGGAGAGGGAUAUUAUUUCUAAUAUGGCACCAACAACCGGCACAAGAACUCUCAUCCGCGGCAAGAGACGCCACCACCCGUACAUGUCAGACGCCUCCCACGCACUCUUCAGGGUCGACAGGUUCCACCACCUGUUCUCCAUAGCUGUCGGCAUGAGACCAUCCCCGGAUUGGUUCCUGGGCACCUCGCAGUUUGAACUGUGCACGGAUGACGGCUGGGUGGAGGAAGAACAGAUACCUUUGUUUCCUUGGGAUGCUGGCACGAUGGAUGGAGUGUCUUAUGAGUCAGUCAAAACAGUAUCGACGCCUCGUGACAACGUGGAGAGAGUGGAGGUGGGCUCGUUUGACAAGGACUCUCCGUUCUACCAGAUGAACCUGAACGAGCUGAAGCCAUUUGCUCUGCUGAAAGUCAGGAGACUGGACGUCUUCCCCUUGAUAGGGGCUGAGUGUAGUGAGACUGAGGAAGAAGAACCUGAUGAAACACCAGAGGAAGAAGAAGAAGAAGAAGAUGAAAAUGAACCCCAAGAAGAGCCCUUACUAGCUGAAGUGAAACAAGACUUGGGUGAAGACAGAUGCUCCAUCAGUGAAUGGGGUGCCUGGUCUCCCUGUGUCCUGGACAGAGGAAACUGCGGACUUGGAGAGAGGAGUAGGAAACGAUAUCCAUUGCAGGCUAACAUUUAUGGUGGGAAUUAUGAGUAUCAAGAUAAUACACAAGCGCAGCCGAUGAGCAGCAACUGUGAAGAUCAAGAUACUAAGUUAGUUGAAUAUGAGAAUUGUUUCGUCGAUUGUUAUUAGAACGGAUGCAUAAGAAAAGCAACUACAUGAAUA
Messenger RNA from Helicoverpa zea (corn earworm), 1867 nucleotides. Its product is annotated as spondin-2-like. Bases 248 to 1834 code for a protein of 528 amino acids. The transcript has 10 exons. Gene Ontology annotation, cellular component: extracellular matrix. Gene Ontology annotation, biological process: cell adhesion. The record is from RefSeq and is a predicted model, not a curated record. NCBI's taxonomy places the organism in Eukaryota, Metazoa, Arthropoda, Insecta, Lepidoptera, Noctuidae.